Messenger RNA from Salmo salar (Atlantic salmon), 1955 nucleotides. RefSeq names its product STEAP family member 3, metalloreductase (gene steap3). Gene Ontology annotation, molecular function: cupric reductase (NADH) activity; ferric-chelate reductase (NADPH) activity. The record is from RefSeq and is a predicted model, not a curated record. Gene Ontology annotation, biological process: copper ion import. Lineage: Eukaryota; Metazoa; Chordata; Actinopteri; Salmoniformes; Salmonidae. Gene Ontology annotation, cellular component: endosome; plasma membrane.
CGGGUGUUCUGCACGGCCAUAGUUAUCUUCCGUACACAGACGAGCCGAGCGAUGUGGGCAGUCUUGUUGUAACGCAGUUCGGCAUCUGCAAGGCAUAUGACGGAUUCUGCUUCAUAAACAACACACCUCUACAGGUCUAGCAUGCCUCUGGGCGACAUGAGGACACCCCUGCUGUCCAACUCAUUUGACGUCCCAGAGGAACCCCUGCCCUGUGACCCGGGAAACCCCACAGUGGGCAUCCUAGGCUCAGGUGAUUACUCCCGCUCCCUGGCUGUGCGAUUAGUUGCCUGUGGUUAUAGGGUAGUGGUCGGCAGCCGUAACCCAAAGCAUAUAGCCAUCGGACAGUUUCCUGAUGGGGUUCAGCUUCUCACACAGCGGGAGGCGAUGGUUGGCACAGAGAAGGUUGUCUUUGCUGCUCUCUACCCUGAACACUACCACACCCUGGUGGGGUUGAGGGAUGUGCUGGCUGGGAAGGUGCUGGUGGAUGUGAGCAACGCCACCAAGCUUAACAGUGGAGAGCCGUCUAACGCUGAGAGGCUGGCAGAGCUGUUCCCAGAGAGCAGAGUGGUGAAGGGCUUCAAUGUGGUCUCGGCCUGGGCCCUGCAGACUGGAGCUCAUGACGGCAGCAGGCAGGUCCUGAUCAGCAGUGACUAUCCUGAGGCCAAGAGAACUGUGAUCCAGCUGGCUCGCUGCAUGAGUUUCCUGGCCGUGGACAUGGGAGGCCUUGCUAGCUCUAGGCACAUUGAGGACGCCCCCCUGCGCCUCUUCCCAUCCUGGGGCGGCCCCCUAAUGGUCACUUUCCUCCUCAUCCUCUUCUUCUACGGCUACAACUUCCUGCGUGGCGUUCUCAUGCCCUACCUGUCCCGGGGGCAAAACAACUUCUACCAGCUGCCCCUGGAGACGGUGAACGAGACGCUGCCAGCAGUGGCCCUGGUGAUCCUGGCGCUGGUCUACCUCCCGGGACUGUGGGCUGCCGCACUGCAGCUGGUCCGGGGAACCAAGUACAGCCGCUUUCCCGGCUGGUUGGACCACUGGAUGGGGAGACGCAAACAGCUAGGCCUGCUGAGCUUCCUGUGUGCCGGGCUGCAUGCGGUCUACAGUAUGUGUCUGACCCUGCGCAAGGCUUCUCAAUACAGGCUGCUGGAUGCAGCGUACAGACAGGUGAAGGCGGGAGUGGAGCAUUCCUGGGAGGAGACUCAGGUGUGGAGAUCGGACCUUUAUCUGUCCUCUGGCAUUCUGGGACUUGGUGUUCUGACUCUUCUGGCCAUCACAUCUCUACCCUCGGUGGGUAACGCUCUCAGUUGGAGAGAGUUCACUUUUGUACAGUCAGGGUUGGGAUACGUUGCCUUGACUCUCUCCAUCAUGCACACCCUCUUCUUCAGCUGGGACUUUGCUUUCUUCUCAUUUGCUUACCCUUACUACAUGCCCCCCACAUACCUGCUGGCACUGAUCCUGCCCUGUCUGGUCCUGGUGGGUCGGCUCUUCCUGGCGCUGCCCUGCCUGGCGUUCAGACUGGCAAAGAUACGUCGAGGCUGGGAGAGUCCAUGCCACCACCCUCCUCAGACCCAAGAGGACACAGCCAAUGGCGUGCUGCCCAGGGACUUGAGUGGUGAUGUGUGAUGAUCCAAUCAAGUAGAGACUCAGUGCAAAUCCAUUUUCUAGCUCUGAUGAAAGGGAUGGUUCAUUGUACAUAUUUUGUCUGACACACACUAUGGCACUUUUUAAUGCCACUUCAUUUUUUCAUCCAAAUAAGAAACAAACUCAAGAAAAUUGUUACUAUUUUUCUAGAAACUGAAAUACUGAAAGGUUACCUCACAAGUCCAAUAUACAACUACCUUCUGUUAUGAUAAAUUACAGUGGGGGAAAAAAGUAUUUGAUCCCCUGCUGAUUUUGUACGUUUGCCCACUUAAAGAAAUGAUCAGUCUAUAAUUUUAAUAGUAGGUUUAUUUGAACAG